AUGGCGCAGGAGAUGAUUCUAGAAGGUAUUGACUGUCAGGGUUCGAGGCCGAGGUGUGUCGGGAAAACCUGGUCGACGAGCAGAAAGGAGGAGAAGGCUGAACAAGCCAGAAUUCUGCCCCUUGAGUUCGGUAACUCAAGAACCGCCAAGAAAUACGAUCCAUGGAAGGGCAUCCUCAAGAACUUGUACAACAAAUACUUCAACGAGAUCUUCACUAGAGCCACGUACAGAAGUAACUUCAAGAUCUUGACCAGCCACCACGGCUGCGAGAACUCUGAAUGGGCCAAGGUCCUCAAGGUCAACACGAGCGUGUGCGUGGAGUGCCAACCUGUGGCCAUGAACCGUGAGGUCGGCAUGAGGUGCCUGGGUCACGGAGUCUUCAAGACGGAGACCGCCUGGAAGGCUGUGGACGUCCCCCACUGUCACGGCACCUGGGAGAUGACGGACGGGCACCAACCGGAAGUCUGCAAGUACGAUCUGGAGCAUGAGAAAAAGACCAGUUUUAUCUUCCUCUGAGGAGAGUUCCUUUAGUAUUGUGGUGUAACAGGCGGUGAAGCUCUGACAUAACUUUGAUUGGUUGAUAUUUUUUUUUUGUUAAAUAAUUUUUUUUUAAAAAUUGAAUGUGAAGACUGAUGAAAUGUGCAUAAGUAAUGAAUGAAAAAAAGGUGUGUAUGUUAUUUUUUUUUUUUUAUUUUACUUUAUUUCAAUCCAUCCACUCAACCUCAUUUAUCAAUAAAACAAAACAAACUGUAUACCACCCGCUCCACCAUUAAAUUUUGUAUCACACUGGAUUAUCUAACAAGCUGGAUUUCUCGAAAAAAUAAAAUCAUUUCAAAGCAAAUUUUAAAAAAAUAUUUUUUUGUUGAUUCUUAUGAUCUUUUGAUAUUUCCAAAUAAAAAUUUCUAUGUUUGAAGUUUUAAUUAAAAUAUCCAAUUAACUAAUUAUUUUGAAAAAAAAAAUGGAAAUCAAUGCAAGAUUCUGUGUAAAUUUGAGAUAAUCUUGUAAAAUCUCACUGAACUGUUUUAAAUGUUUAGUUGGUGUUUCCGAGGUCAUCCCUCACUACAUAAGACGACCAACACUUCUACAAUUAAAAAAAUAAUAUUUAAAUUGUUUUGAAAUUGUAAAAAAAAAAAACUGUUCUAUAACUACAAUAAUUUAGCUAAUGAAUCUUAUACUCAUGACUCAUUCUUCAUUGGCAUUUCUCAUUUUAAAUUUGACGUCACAUCACCACACAUUACACACAAAAUCCAAUGUGUUUCAUAUGUACUUUAUCAAAUUUACUAACACGUUAAAAAAAUAUAGCUAAAUUUCAGUGAUGAAAUCUCUACACUUAGCAACUCCACAUACAUGAAUAAAUAAAAUAAUCUCGACCUUCAUAAAGUGUUUUGUCUUAAUUAACUGUUUUGUUGAUUGUGGUACCCUGCCUAUUUUAGAAUUUAAUUUUAUGCAGUUGAAAAACAAAAUUAUGAAAAAAAUGUUUUAAUUAUUAUAUUGGAUAUAAUUUUUAAUAGAAUUUAACAGUUGUGAAAUUAUUUGAGAAAGCAACAUUAACAUUGGAAAAUAUUAAGAUUUUAUAUAAACAACUGAAGAGAAUUUUAGUCUAUAUAUGUUUUUAAUCAGCAAGUGAUUUUUUUUCUCCUUUUACUAAUCUUGUUUUUUAGUCUAAUUAUUUUUUUAAAAACAUGCCCAAAAUAAUAAAUGGUUUUGAAAAAUGGAACAAAAAAAAUGAAAAUUUUUGUCGAAUAUGAUAAAAAUAAGUGUAAAAUAGUGUAUAGAUUUUAUUUUAUAAAAUGCAGUUAUGUAAUUGUUGAAAUACAAUGUCACCCUAAUAUUAUAUUAACAUUAGUGUUUGUUUACUAAUCCCACUUUUAUAUUAUCUCCCAUAUCAAUUUUUGCAUGCUACCCUCCCCUCACUGACUAUAUAUUAAUGUUCAACUUUUUAAUGGACUUUAUUUUACUGACUUAUAUCUGAGGCUGAAAUAAAAUAAGCUUAAAUAAAAAAAAAA
Molecule: messenger RNA, 2006 nt
Organism: Physella acuta
Lineage: Eukaryota; Metazoa; Mollusca; Gastropoda; Physidae
Product: somatomedin-B and thrombospondin type-1 domain-containing protein
Source: RefSeq, a predicted model, not a curated record